Molecule: messenger RNA, 872 nt
Organism: Arabidopsis thaliana (thale cress)
Lineage: Eukaryota; Viridiplantae; Streptophyta; Magnoliopsida; Brassicales; Brassicaceae
Product: Cystatin/monellin superfamily protein
Exons: 4
Coding region: 38-646 (202 amino acids)
Source: RefSeq, marked reviewed
UUGUUUUUAAAGAGCUGUUCUAGGGUUUUCUCCGAUCAUGGCUCCUGAAUCGACGGUGAAACAAGCUUCGACGACGGAUAUGGUGAAUUCUUCUCUAAUGGAAGAGCACAAAGUCGAAGAGGAAGAAGAAGACGGAGGCAGUGAUAUCGACAGAAGGUAUAAAUACGUGCCAGGACCAGAACCGGAGUGGGAUGUGGACAGCUACGAUGGUCGUGAAUACGAAUCCGAUCCUGAAGAUCGUCAAAUUUUCUCCGAUGAGGAUGAGUAUAAUGAAUACCGUAUCCGCAAGCGUCAGGCUUUCGCCAGUAAGGGUUUUAUUCCUGAACCUUUGAGUGGAAUCUACCCAAUUAAGUAUCUGGAUGAAAUAGCGUAUCGUAACAUGACUGCUCGGGAGUUGAUGACAAAUCUUGCGAACUUGUGUGUUAAGAAAUUAAACGAUGAGAAGGGACAGACUGUGGAAUUGGUAGAGAUUGUCAGAGUUAUUGACUCAGGAGGAUUUAGAUGGUAUUCAUAUAUAACGUUUAUGGCUCGAGAGUAUCCUAAUGGACCUCUUGUGGAGUACCAAGCCAAAGUCAUGAACUAUGCAGGAAACGAGAAACCUCCUUUCCCGAUACUUUGCAGACCAAGUCCUAAACUCUCUGUUUAGACUUGCAUUUUAGAUUGGGUUUGUUGACGCCUAGCUAACCAAGGCUCAGAUGCAAUGAGGUUGUAGUUUUAGGCUUUAUUAUAUUAAGUGUUAAGUGUAGUCAACUUUGGGACCUAUAUAUGUGACCUAUGACUAUAAUUCUGUUGUACUUUUAAUGGUUGAUGUAUCAUUGAGACUAUGUUCAAAUAAUGCAUACUAAGAAGAUUUGCCAUAUACUUUAACUAGU